UCGAUGAUUCGUGUCGGUCGGUCCGGACCAAGUCGUCAGUACCUGGGGCUAAAAGAGUUUACCUAUCAACCUUCAGUUUCACCCUCCGGUGAGUUCAUUCGCCCGAACUUAAUAGUAGCAGACAAAUCCGCAUCGUCACCAUCAUCAUGUUGAUCAAACCGUAAACUCAUCGGGAGCAUACGUAGCAUCGCGGCGGUGACUGGCCCAGUCGCCGCCUCUAUCUAAGUACCCUGUACCCCGAUCGGAGGUACUCAGCCUUGUGGUCGAGCGAUGGUCGUAGGUAAAUGCCGUGUACAGUACUCACUCAACAAGUAUCUAGAGGUCGUAGGAGUACAUCCUCUCCUCCACAGUUCACACACCGUUUUCCCCUCCUCCUCCCUUCUCUGCUGCUUUCUUUCUCUGUUUUCCCUUCCCUCAGUUCCCUGUCUUGCCCUCGUUUCGCCGCCUGCUGCCGAACGACCGUUGUUUCCGAUAAGCCUCCAGCAGCAGCAGCAGCGGCGGCCUCUUCCUCGUCUUGUCGCCCGGUACUAUCGUCGUCACCAUUCACCAGUUUGGGGUGGGUGGGUUGCCGUCAUCCACACCCCGGCUACAGCCUACUUGACUCGACGCCGAGCGGGAAACUCGAUCGAGUCCGCCAAACCUCAACCACCACCACCACUGCCAUUACUACCACGAUUACCACCUCCGCCGCCGCCGUCGCCGCCGCUUCUUUCUCUCCCUCCUUCUCAACAGUGAUUAUCACCAACUACUCACCUGCCUACCUACCUACUACCUACCUUACCUUACCUCACCUCCUCCCUCGUCAUCCUAUCCCUCUGCCGUCUCGCCCUCCUCUUCAGUCUUAUCUUUCGGCCGAUCAACCAGCUGUCCCUACUCUCUCUCGGCUUAGUCGAUCCGUGAGCGAUGCGUCCUC
This is a messenger RNA of Aspergillus sclerotioniger CBS 115572, 913 nucleotides long. RefSeq lists its product as uncharacterized. Bases 271 to 735 code for a protein of 154 amino acids. The record is from RefSeq and is a predicted model, not a curated record. The transcript has 2 exons. Lineage: Eukaryota; Fungi; Ascomycota; Eurotiomycetes; Eurotiales; Aspergillaceae.